CAAGUAGCGAUGCUAAUUAAGCAAAUUACCUAACUAGUAACCCAAACUAUUGAAACUCUUCAUCUAUUCUUUCUUGACGAUCGCCAGAAUAUUUCAAGCUCAUUGCCUACAAUUCAUGCACCCACUUGACUAGAAGGGGGACACAUUUCGGUCGGUUGCAGAACAACAAGAGAAUAAGAUGAGCGCUGGUGGUUCAUUUGGUGGGUCAAGAGGUGCAAGACCAGUUCCUCCGGAAAAAGGAGUAUUUCCUUUGGAUCAUGAUCAUGAAUGCGACGUGGAGAAAAAAGAGUAUCUUAAUUGUCUAAAAGUUGCAGGCCAUAACUCAGGAAAAUGUAGAGAGUUUUCAAAGAAAUAUUUGCAAUGCCGCAUGGAGAAGAACCUAAUGGCAAAGCAAGAAUUGUCUGAGCUUGGGUUUCGCAAAGAACAAGAAACAGAAAAUUCUGAAGGAAAGGAGAACGGCAAAUAGAUCUGUACUUGAGACUCAUUGUUGCCAAUUUUGAGGAUCCAUGUUGGCAGUCAAGUGAUGUGGAAACCAAUCCUUGGAAGUUCAGAAAUUUACUAUGACCAAUCACUGGUGUAUUUUUGCUCUAUUACAUAAGCUGGGCUAUUGUUGAACCCCUCUGAGAUUGUUUAGUUAGAUCGAUGCUCCUAGAAUUUGAUUUAGAAGGCCAAAACAAGACCAUGUAAUGUAACCUCUUGCCAAAAUAAUGGAUUUUAUUUCUAUUGUUGGGAUACAUCCAACAUAACAAUUUACUCGA
This is a messenger RNA of Chenopodium quinoa (quinoa), 758 nucleotides long. RefSeq names its product cytochrome c oxidase assembly protein COX19-like. The coding region runs from base 179 to 466 and encodes 95 amino acids. The transcript is spliced from 5 exons. Lineage: Eukaryota; Viridiplantae; Streptophyta; Magnoliopsida; Caryophyllales; Amaranthaceae. The record is from RefSeq and is a predicted model, not a curated record.